Molecule: messenger RNA, 4128 nt
Organism: Poecilia reticulata (guppy)
Lineage: Eukaryota; Metazoa; Chordata; Actinopteri; Cyprinodontiformes; Poeciliidae
Gene: slc25a1b
Product: slc25a1 solute carrier family 25 member 1b
Biological process (GO): mitochondrial citrate transmembrane transport
Cellular component (GO): mitochondrion
Molecular function (GO): citrate secondary active transmembrane transporter activity
Source: RefSeq, a predicted model, not a curated record
CCUACUUUAGAAUAUAUCUGAAGUGUACAAGAAUUAAAAAUAAAUCCAAAAAAUUUUAUUUUACACAUGAAAUCAGACGCUCUUAAAACAAAAUACUUGAGCCAGUGUUGUCACAGGAAUGUGUAUGUACUUUUGACCUUUGACCCCUUCACCAGCAACAUUGCUGGUGAAAUACGAACAGAUUCCAUAAAUCCAAAACUCUGUUAUAAAGAAAAGAUGUAUUGGCUGCCUUUAUUUUACAAGUUGCAGCAAAAUCAAUGCAGAUUCUGCUUUGUGUAAACUACUAUAGUUAAGGUUUGAUCUGUUUAAAUAUUUUCUUUUGCGAACUAAGGAUAAAGUAAAAACCCAGAAUCCUUAAUGAUGCUGUGAAUUAAGCCUUUAGUUAGCACUAAAUCAGAAGUUCUGAAUCAGCUACCAGCUCCAGCAUCAUGUGCAGCUCGUGCCACCCCCCUUGCAAGAGUGGUUCCCUUGGCAGUGAGCCAUUACAAGUUGAUAGAUUAACCUAAUAACGUUUUGGAGCCGUCUACAUGGGCCCAGUGCUCUGUUAUUUUAUUACACUGACAUAAAAAUCCUUUUGAGCAGCAUAAAAUCUGAAGGUGCAUCGCUGAAGUUUAGCUAGUUCAACUUCAGAACUAAGUGUUUUUGCACUAAAGCAUGUUGGCAUCCUCACAGUAUGAUUUUCUUGUGUAGUAAUGCCACAUUUCAUUUGCAAAUCUUAAACAAAAAUCUGCAUAUAAUGCUUUCAUUUCUGUCAUGUUAAGCAGAAGAACAACCACUAUUCUUUCAUGUACUGAAAUCUCUCUUUACAUCUCAGUAAAAGGAGUUUAGAAAUGGUGGAACAUUUUAGUGCUGUUGAAAGCACAACUUUUAAAAAUGUCCCUUUUUUUCACACUAUCUGACACUGAAUCAAACUAAAGGUUUCCUGUUUUAGGUCAGUAGAGAUUCCUAUUUGCUCAAUUAAAUAAUAGUAAGAGGUUUGCUUAAGGCAUUUGAUUUGAAUCUAUUUAGAUUUAGAGGUUUACGUACACUAAAACAGGGGUCUGCAACCUUCACAAUAUUUUUUACCCCCAGUUCAGCGCCGCUAGCAAAUGUUUGGAAAAAAUACAUCUUAUAGUUUUCUUUUUUAUAAAUAUCUAAUGACAGCAGAUAUUUUUAAAUAAAAAUAUGCUGUCAUAUUUAAAGAGCAACCACUUUCUGCCUAUUUUCAAAGUGUAUAAAAAACGUAGCACAUUUUCAAAAAGAUGUCUUAAUUUUUUUUAUGUGGGAUGUUGAUAUUUGCACUUAGUUUCCAGCAUGAUUAAAAGAAAUGUAGAUCUGAAUAAAAACCACUACUACUACUACUAAAAACUGUCGAUACUUUUACUGCGAUUCUGUGGUGAAAAAUUAAAUGUAAUUAUUCCAUGAAAAAUCAGAAAAAAUGCUAAUGCAUUUGUUGCUAUAUCUAUUUUUGAAAUGGCAGCUGCUGCAGUUUUUAGUCAAAGUUUUUUGGAUCCAUAGGUUGUAGACUCCUGCACUAUGAAGAAGACUAUACCCAAAUAACAUAGGACCACCCAGUCAAUGAUUUCAUAGCUUAGCAAGCGUCUGAUAGGUUAAUUCAAAACAUCUGAGUCAGGUGGAGGUGAACCUGUGGCUGUCAUAUUCACCAUUUCAAGUUUUUGUUUUUCUUUUAGAGGAACCGUAUAGACACUGGUUUAUUUCACAAUCACUUUAAAGGAACCUGGGCGGUCCACAGCCUGGCCCAGUUACAGCUGGUCCCUUGGGUGAAAUGGGCCAAAAUUCCAGCAAGCUAUUGUGUAAGAACGCACGAAGUGUUUGACCCAAGACAUGGAGUUUAAAAGCUUGAAUAUGUGGACCACUGCAGGCGGGAUUGCAGGAGGCAUUGAGAUCUGCAUCACCUUCCCAACAGAGUAUGUAAAAACACAGCUGCAGCUCGACGAGAAAGCCAACCCUCCCAAAUACAGAGGAAUUGUGGACUGUGUGAAGCAGACAGUGAACGGCCAUGGGGUGAAGGGGCUGUACAGAGGCCUGAGCUCGCUGCUCUACGGCUCUAUACCCAAAGCAGCGGUCAGGUUCGGGAUGUUUGAAUUCCUCAGUAAUAAAAUGCGAGAUGAGAGCGGCAAACUAGACAGCAAGCAAGGAUUCCUCUGCGGUCUUGGAGCCGGAGUCGCCGAGGCUGUGGUGGUAGUCUGUCCAAUGGAGACUGUUAAGGUUAAAUUCAUCCAUGAUCAAACAUCAGCUAACCCAAAGUAUAAAGGAUUUUUUCACGGGGUGAGGGAGAUUGUAAGGUCCCAAGGACUAAAGGGGACCUAUCAGGGACUGACUGCCACUGUGCUGAAACAGGGCUCCAAUCAGGCCAUCCGCUUCUACGUCAUGACCUCGCUGAGAAACUGGUACAAAGGUGACGACCCCAACAAAGUCAUCAACCCCCUCAUCACCGGGCUGUUUGGAGCUUUCGCCGGAGCCGCCAGUGUCUUUGGAAACACUCCACUGGAUGUGAUUAAGACCAGGAUGCAGGGACUGGAGGCCCACAAGUACAAAAGCACAGUGGACUGUGCCGUUCAAAUCAUGAAGCAUGAAGGACCAAUGGCUUUCUACAAAGGUACUAUUCCUCGUCUGGGUCGGGUGUGUAUGGAUGUCGCCAUCGUCUUCAUCAUCUACGAGGAAGUCGUCAAGUUCUUGAACAUUGUGUGGAAGAAUAACUAAGCCGGACGCCCGCGUGCUGCACUACUUGGAGCGCUCAGACAGUUACUAAAACAGGCUAAAAAUCCCAUCUUCUUAAAUCAGGUCUUCUAGGUCCUAACGUCUACCUCCAAAUAUUUUCAGGUAGAAAUCAGAAACGGGUUGGUUUAGUACUUCAUUCUUCAUUCUUUGUUUCUUACAGCACAGCAGCAGUGCAAGCAUUACCACCCUACCUUAGAGAUGCAGAAAUGCUGCUCACGUUUGCUCUUUCCUCCCGCCUCUCUCAAAUUUCCUGAUGGGGCAAUUUUCCUUAAGAGCUAAGUGAAAAGCAGUCAGUAGAUCUGCUCUACUAAAAGAGAUGUUAGUGCCUCUCAGCACAAACUAAUGCUGUGUUCACUUGAUAAAAAAGCUAACAGCCAGCCCCUUAUAAUGUGAUUUAAACACUAGAGGAAAAAAUAUAUACUUGAAGGAAAAAAAACAACAAAAACAACAACUCAGAAAUCUAACAUUUUAAGCCCUUUAUAAUUUUUUUUCACUUGUGAGGAACUAGAGUUUAUUAAAUUGGUACCUAAUGCAAUAAAUAAUAUGCUGCUGAGGGUCAAAUAAAUAAAGGAACAAAUGCCUUAAUUCUAGAAUGUCUAAACAUGUAGAUUGUUAUGAGGUGUAAUUUAAAGAUAUUGCUGUAUGAUAAUUUGUUUGAUAUCCUUUAAGGAUGAGUCAGAGGUGGUGUGAGGAGGGUUCACCGUUAAUUCACAAAGAUGUUCUAUAUUAAUUUAUGCGUUGCCCUGGGAAGUGCCUGUGUUUUCUGUGGUUCGUUUUGAGCUUAAGGAUGGGAGAAGGAUGUCUUCCAUCACUACAGAGUUUAGGAGCGAACUCGGUUUUAUACACUGUUGUUAAUUCUCCAGCUGUGCCUAAGGUAUUUCUAACACGUUUAUAUCUUCUCAACUCAUCUGUAUCGGCAUCAGUGUUUCUUUAUACUUUUUUGUUAUUGUUUGCUCUUUAAAUUGUAUACUUUGCUUUUAAAGUGCUUCGGAUGCAACUAAUGGUGCCUUUCAUCUCUGUCCAUAGAUUCUUUUGUAAUACAGGCACCUAAUUUCGGUCUUUCUCAAGUUAAUUGCCUUUACUUUUUAUGUCAUCUGAGGACCUAAUGUGCCAACUGCUGAUUAUAAUAACACAAUUGUAUGUUAUGGACUUAGAGCUUGUAGCUUGUGAAACUGGCUUGUUUACAUGCAGUUCUAUUACUUCUUUUGCUUAUUGCAGUCUUUGUGUGUAACACCUUAUGUUUACUGUGAAUUACACUUAUCUUUCAUGUUAAUCUCUUAACCCUUGCCUCCAUCACAGCUAUUUAAAUAUAUUUGGGGUUUUUGGAUUAACACUGAGAAUGUUCACAGACGGUAGAACUUCAUGUGCCUUCUGUUUCAUUACCACAAAUAAACAUGGUUCAGACUA